Anolis sagrei ordinatus is the source of this 2010-nucleotide messenger RNA. The record is from RefSeq and is a predicted model, not a curated record. NCBI's taxonomy places the organism in Eukaryota, Metazoa, Chordata, Lepidosauria, Squamata, Anolidae.
UGACGCGCGCUGAGGAGGAGGCCGAGAGGAUGCGGGGCGGCGGCGUUGGCGUUGGCGUCUCCUCGUCGGAGGGCUACGGGAGGGGGCCGGGCAAGGCCCAGGGGGGGCCCCGGAAGCCCCGCCCUCCUCCGGAAGCGGCAGGGAGAGUGGUGUUGCUGCCGGAAGCCAUGCGGAAGGAGGCGCCCUCCCGGAGGAAAGUGAAACAGGUCCCGGCAGGGAGGCAGGCGCCCCCAGAGCCCAAGGGCCGACGCCGGAAGAGGGAGCCGCCUCCCUACCCACCAGGGAGCCUGGAAGAGCAGUGGCAGCUGGCCAUCCUGGGCAAGGGCCGGGUCACCUGCCCCAUCUGCAGAGCGGCCACCAGGAAGACGGUGGAGGGGCUGCGGAAGCACAUGGCCAACUGCCAGCAGGAGGUGUUCACCUGCCACCACUGUGGGAAGCAGCUGCGCUCUCUGGCCGGGAUGAAGUACCACCUCAUGGCGGACCACAACAGCCUGCUGACGGGGAAGGAGACGGAGGCGCAGGACAAGCAGAGCCAGCGGGAGCGGCUGCGGCAAGUGCUCAAGCGCCUAGGAAAGCUCAAGUGCACCCGGGAGGGCUGCUCUGGGAGCUUCACCAGCAUUGUGGGGUACCUCUACCACACGCAGAAGUGCGGGAAGGCGGCGGAGGAGCUGGAGACGCUGGUUGCCCGCUGCCCGCACUGUGGCAAGGCCUACCGCUCCAAGGCCGGCCUGGUCUACCACCUGAAGUCCGAACAUGGGCCGGCCCCCUUCCACCGUGAAGACAACCAGGCAGGGGCCCAGAAGGACGCUGGGUCAGAGUCCAGCGGCGGGCGGCGGCUCCAGAGGAAGUCGGCCAAGGUGGCAGCCUACUACCUGCACGAACUGGCCCACGUGGAGCUGGCCAAGGAGUGGCCCAAGAGGAAGGUCCUCCAGGAUCUCGUCCCCGACGACCGGAAGCUGAAGUAUACCCGGCCGGGGCUGCCCACCGUGAGCCAGGAGGUGCUCUGCAAGUGGAGGGCUGAGAUCAAGGCCUACCGCCAGGUCCAGUGCCCCAACCAGGUAAGGACUGUCCCGUUAGGUUGGGGAGGAGGGAGCUGCCAGUUAGGUGAGUUUGUGGCCGGGAAGUACCGGUGCCUCCUGUGCUCCAAGGAGUUUGUGUCCGAGAGCGGAGUCAAGUACCACAUCAACACCGUCCACUCAGAGGACUGGUUCGAUAUGGACGCCACGGUCUCGAGGGGCUUGGCCAAGCGCCGGCGGUCGGAGGAGCCCUCGAGGUCCAAGCAGCGGCAGCACCGGAGGAAGCCCCCCUCCCGCAGCCGGAAGAGGCGCCCCCCCGCGCCCAGGGCGCUCUCCCCGAAGAGGCCCCCCCGCCCAGGACCGGACCCCUGCCAGGCCUCGAGCGCCAAGGCCGGGCGCAUGCGGGGCCCCCCGGGCUCAGGCGGAGAGGGAUGGAGCGCUGGGCACGAGGCCGCCACGGUGGUGACCUUGCCCCUCAAGCUCAGCCACAAGCGCUCCAGGAAGUAGCCCGGACGGACCAUGGAGGGGUGGGGGGGACCAGGAGACUGUGUUUGGAGCUGCUGCUCGACCCGCUGGCUGAGGCCUCGUCCUAGGUCUCCUUCCGUUGAUGCCCCUGAAGCAGCCGGAACAGCAGGACUCUGACCUGGCCCCCUCUCUCUCUCUCCUGCGGGCAGCUUCUCUAUGGCGCCCUCCCCACCGGGACACUGGGGGGGGGAAGCGGGAAAAGGGAGGACUGAAGAGCCCCUCGCUCGCCUUCCUUCCCUGCCAAGACGGGGCCUCCUCUGCUGCAGCCUCUCGGCUUCGUCAUUUCUGGAAGAGACUGCAAGGGUUCCUGUUGCGGCCUUUCCAGGGAGGGGGCAGGGGUAUUUCGGGGGGGUGGGGGGUCAGCAGAAGGAAGGGGAAGCAUGCGGCGCUGCUCUGUUCGCCUGAACUGGUGCAACAAAAGGCUGCCCCCCUACAGCCCCCUCCCUCCAAAUAAAAGGGUGGUAAUUGC